UACUAUAGAUAUAUAUUAUGUCAAGAGUACUAUAUAUAUAUAUAUACACGAUUCCGGUAUGUACUUUAACAAUUAGAUAAAUGACAGUGAUCAUUAUUACUAAAAUUAGUCGAUAGAUUAUUAAAUAUAACUUUUUUUCGUCAAUAGUAUUGAUACUCACCAUGGUAGAGUAAUGAUUAAUUAAAUUUUUGCGCAAGUAUUCAUUCAUUUAAAAGCUUUUUAAACGACGAUUAAUAAUGAAAAAUUGACAAAUCAACAAAGUACUCAAGACUGAAGAGAAAUCAAGAUGUUGAACCAAAGACUGUUAUUGUAUUACUGUUUAUUUACCUGCAUAUAUUUUCCGUCUAUUUUGAUUUUGCUGAAGUUCAAUGACACUUUAUACAACGUGGGAAAAUACAAAUUCAUUCCAAUAUUAAUAAUAUUAAUGUUCGCUGAAUUAAUGAAAUUAUUGUUUUCAUCAUUUUAUAACAGUCGUUACUGCUUCGAUAGAAUUGAUGCUAAACUAUUACCCUCCAAAUCUAAAAAAUCUUGGUCUAAAUUUUUUAAAGACACUAUCAAGUUUAUAAUUAUUGCUGUGACUUUAUUUAUUGUUUAUUAUGCUGCAAUAGUGUUAUUUGGUGCACCAUUGACGACUCACCAUGAAGAAACUUCAAUGCUUGCUCUUAUUUUAACAGCAUUGACUUUCGUUCCUCCAAGUUUACAGCUAGGUGUUGAUAAUGCGUUGUGUCUUUUAACAGGAGCACAAGUACCCAGUAAUAAUAUUAUCGCACAAGCUAUGUACAGGAAUAUUCAAUGUACAUUGGUGGGUACUUGGUGUGGUGCUAUUGUAAUUCCAUUAGAUUGGGAUAGACCUUGGCAAGAAUGGCCAAUACCUUGUGUUAUCGGUGCAUUCGUUGGAUAUAUCGUCGCACAUUGCAUUCAUUUAUUUAAACUGCUGCCUAAUUUUAAGUUUUUUAAAUCGAAAAAACUUCAUAGAUAAUAAUUAAACUAUUAUUUAUACAGUU
Messenger RNA from Cotesia glomerata, 1004 nucleotides. RefSeq names its product glycosylphosphatidylinositol anchor biosynthesis protein 11 (gene PIG-F). Lineage: Eukaryota; Metazoa; Arthropoda; Insecta; Hymenoptera; Braconidae. Gene Ontology annotation, biological process: GPI anchor biosynthetic process. The coding region runs from base 287 to 979 and encodes 230 amino acids. The record is from RefSeq and is a predicted model, not a curated record. Gene Ontology annotation, cellular component: endoplasmic reticulum membrane. The transcript is spliced from 2 exons.